UGGUUGAACAUGGAGGACGUUGUAUUCCUGCUGCUGUGUGUGUCCUCUGCUGCUGCUCAGCUCUGUGCUCCAGAUGCUUCAAACGGCUACAAAGUGCGACUCAGCAUCCUAACGGCUCUGGGAGAUGAAGCUUACCUCUGGAACGACAGCGAGAUGUUCCUCUUCAGAGCGGCGCUGGCCUUCGCCAUGAGGACCGCAGACGGGCAGAACUACGACGUGUCGAACGUACUGGUUUGUGACGAAACUCCCCGAGUGUCCUUCUGGUUCGUGGUGACGUCUCCACUCAACCCCACCCAGCUGGUGGAGAGGAGACAGGUGGAGGAGGCAGUGAGGAAGUCGAGGAACCGCAUCAACAGCGCCUUCCUGCUGACGGAUAAGACCCUGGAGUUCCUGGGCAUCCCCCCCACCCUGGCGGCCCCCGCGCCCCCCUCGCCCCCCCCCUGGCUGAUCGUGUUCGGGGUGGUGAUGGGAGCCGUGGGUGCCGGCAUCGUGCUGGUGCUGGUGACCUCCGUCAUGCAGAAGAGACGUAAAAAGAAGGAGGAGCAGACUGGAAUUGAGGAGGUAGAAGAAGAGUCUCGGGCGGAGGAGAACGGCACUGCGAGCGACGGCGUUUACAACCUGUCCUUCUCCGACAAUGAUCGACUCACACAGAUGUGAACAUCUCUUUAGAUUGUUCCAGGGUAUCAAGCGGCUCCAUGUCGGCCUGCAGAAUCAUUUUAGAGUUUAACGGAAAUCUGAUUAUUCCUUUACUGUAAUUACUCACUGUGUGUGUGUGUGUGUGUGUGUGUGUGUGUGUGUGUGAGUGUGUGUGUGUGUGUGUGUGUGUGUGUGUGUGUGUGUGUGUGUGUGUGUGUGUGUGUGUGUGUCUGUGUCUGUGUCUGUGUGUGUGUGUGUGUGUGUGUGUUUUAAUUAGUUUUUAGAUCUGAUCAAAAGUGUUUUUUUUCAUUCAUACUUUUUUCAGAAAAUUGCAAGUUCAGAAAUAAAUAAUCUUUUGUUCAGAUCUAAAAAGAAAUGUCCACCUAUUGCCAAUCGACUUCGGGAAAAACAUGUUUUGACAGCUGGGAUUCAUGGAGAAAUCUUUCAUGUCAUCAAUCCACUGGGAGAUAAUCACGUACUUUCUGAUUCAUCAUUAAACUGGAAAUGUCUUAAAUGAA
This is a messenger RNA of Trematomus bernacchii (emerald rockcod), 1154 nucleotides long. It is a transcript of the gene cltrn, whose product is annotated as collectrin, amino acid transport regulator. The record is from RefSeq and is a predicted model, not a curated record. Lineage: Eukaryota; Metazoa; Chordata; Actinopteri; Perciformes; Nototheniidae.